This is a messenger RNA of Cetraspora pellucida, 1674 nucleotides long. NCBI's taxonomy places the organism in Eukaryota, Fungi, Glomeromycota, Glomeromycetes, Diversisporales, Gigasporaceae. The record is from the annotation of a GenBank genome assembly.
GAUCAGACUUCUAAAAUUUUUAGAGGUUGGAUGAAUAUGAUGGAAGUAACUGUACUACUUAGAGACAUGAACAAUUCAAUAGACUUAAAUGUGUCGGAACAGCCUGACUCUCAAGAGAUUUUCGAGCCUUUUUCUAAUAAAACCAUGAUACCGAAAGGUUCAAAAUCUAAACACGCGUCUGGAUCAAAUACUUUCGCGUCACAGGAUUUGGAUCAAGAAACACAUACCCUGAGUAAUCAAAGGAGAAAGCAAAAAAUCCCAAAAGAAACUCCUUUGCCAAAAAUGAUAAUGUUUGUGUUGAGUGUUAUUGUAUUUAGUGAACCAAUGAACUCUACGAUAUUAUUUCCUUUUAUAUAUUUUAUGGUACGAGAUUUUGGAGUUAGCAAAGAUGAAAAAGAAAUUGGUAGAUAUGCUGGAUUAAUAGCGUCAUCAUUCUUUCUCGCUCAAUUUUGUUUUGCCAUAUUUUGGGGGGUGAUUUCUGAUAGAAUUGGUAGACGUCCAAUUCUUUUGAUCGGUUUGUUAGGAAACGUGGUAACUUGUUUGUUCUUUGGUCUUAGUAAAUCACUUAUUUGGGCCAUUGCAUCUCGUGCAACUUGUGGCAUGCUUAAUGCUAACGUUGGUGUUGCAAAAAGUAUGCUUGGAGAAUUGACUGAUCGAACGAAUCAAACUAAAGCUUUUUCACUCUUUGGCUUUUGUUGGGGAUUUGGUCCAAUAACUGGUGGAUAUCUAUCAAACCCUGUUGACCAUUUCCCAGGAAUUUUUGGGAACUGUGUUUUUUUGAAACAGUACCCUUAUUUUCUUCCAUGUGCUGUUGCAGCUUGUAUUAGCUUUACUGGAUUCGUCAUAGGAUUCUUUAUGCUUCCCGAAACUCGAUUUCGCAAAGUUUCGACUGAUCCUGAACAAAUACCUUUUUUACCUUCUAAUAAGAAAAUUUAUGGUUCUGUCAUAACGAGUAACGAAAUAGGUGAUAAUAACAGUGGUAAAAUUAGUAUUGAUGAUAUUCGCUCGGUAACUUCAAAUGAUGUAAUUGGUGUUGACAAAAGUUCGACAAAUCAGCAAAAAAUUAUUGUUAAUAGCGGCAUUUCCACAAUAACUUAUAUUGUGAUUGCAAGUUAUGCUAUUAUAUGUUUCCAUACUAUUAUUGUAGAUGAAGUGUACUCUAUUUAUUCCGUCACUGCGAUUAAAGAUGGUGGUCUAGGAUUUGGUUCCAGCGAUUUGGCUUUAACUCUGGCCUUUAUGGGUGUAGUACAACUUACUUGCCAGUUUUUAAUCUAUCCUCAUUUAAGACGUCUAGUGGAUACUGUGAAAAUGUACCAGAUGUCUUUGAUCGCUUAUGUGCUUUGUUAUUGUAUAUUUCCGUCGAUCAACUUACUUCAAAGAAAAUUAAUUGAGCGGGAAAUUGCUCCAAACAUAAACAAUUCGGCAUCAUCAGACGUUCUUGGUACAGUUAACGGAAUUGGUCAAACUUCAGCAUCUCUUACUCGUGCCUUAGGUCCAGCUUUGGGUGGCUUCCUAUGGUCUUGGUCAUUGACAAAUAAUUUAAGUUUCCCGUUUGAUUAUUUUUUCAUUUACAUAAUAAUAUCCGCUGCUACAUUUAUUGGUUGGAUUCAAAGUUUUAAUAUACCCUCUGAAUUAGGGUAUCUGGAUGAUAAUUUAGUUAAAAUUAGUGAGUAA